Messenger RNA from Xenopus tropicalis (tropical clawed frog), 1192 nucleotides. It is a transcript of the gene aprt, whose product is annotated as adenine phosphoribosyltransferase. Gene Ontology annotation, cellular component: cytoplasm. Gene Ontology annotation, molecular function: small molecule binding; adenine phosphoribosyltransferase activity. The record is from RefSeq and is marked provisional. Bases 118 to 660 code for a protein of 180 amino acids. Gene Ontology annotation, biological process: adenine salvage; AMP salvage. Lineage: Eukaryota; Metazoa; Chordata; Amphibia; Anura; Pipidae. The transcript is spliced from 5 exons.
UAGAGACAGUGAGGGAAAGGCAGUGGUUCUGCCAAUUCUCCUGCGCUUCAGGGUAACCACGUGGCUUCCGCAGAAGGAACUUCUUCCGACAGUAACAGGACCAUAGCAGGACGGAAGAUGUCUGAUCAGGAGAAGGAAGAGAUUAUUCGCACAGCGAUUCGAGCCUUUCCCGAUUUCCCUUCCCCUGGGAUCUGCUUUAGAGACAUUACUCCUGUUCUUAAAGACCCUUUGGCUUUCUGCUCUGUCAUCGAUCUUUUUGAGAAACAUCUGAGGGCCAAUUUUCCAAAGAUUGAUGUAAUUGCUGGGCUUGAUUCCCGAGGAUUUUUGUUUGGUCCGUCGCUGGCUCAGAGAUUCAAUAUUGGGUUUUUGUUGAUAAGGAAAAAGGGAAAGUUGCCUGGUCCCACAGAGUCCGUUUCCUACAGUCUGGAAUAUGGAAAGGCUGAACUGGAAAUGCAAUAUGAUGCAGUAGAGCCUGGACAGAAGGUGGUGCUUAUUGAUGAUCUUCUUGCUACUGGAGGUACCAUGAAUGCUGCAUGUGAGCUGGUUAAAAGAAGAAAUGCAGAGAUACUGGAUUGUUUAGUUGUAAUAGAACUGAAAUCUCUGAAAGGCGCACAGAAAAUAAAGCCUUACACUGUCCACUCGCUGCUACAGUAUGACUAGGGAACAGUACACUGUGGAAUUAUAGGAAUCUUUCCUUGCUAUUGACCAAGAAGCUUUCCAGGGAUCAAGUGUGAAAAUGAAAAUAAAUGUGACUAGUGGUUUUUUUUUUUUUUUUUUUGAAUCCACUAUAGAAGCAGAGAAAUUGCCUGUUGCUGCUUCAGAUUUAAGUUGCCCUGAAAAUAAGGCAGUUAGAGAUGUGCGAACUUCUGCAUGGGCCCUUGCACCAGUCUAAGGAGUGCCUUUUGAAUUUUUUUUUUUUUUUUCUCCCCAUUGUACACUGUAACCAUCUCCUGCACAAAAAGCCAUUAUCUGCAUUGGCAGUUGACCAAGGAAAAGGAUAUAUUAUUUUCAGGACAACCUAAGCUUUCAAUAUGCUGAAACUGUUCUAUAAUUCCACUUCUGUAACAAGAUAUAGGAUUUUACAUUUAUAUAUAUUUUUUUUAACUAUACUCUAUACACAUAACAGAAAGCUCUGUGUCUCCUGAAUGUACCAGUACCAAAUAAAACAUCCUCAGUGAAUACAAGGAGUCCA